Messenger RNA from Panicum virgatum (switchgrass), 2626 nucleotides. Its product is annotated as O-fucosyltransferase 1-like. NCBI's taxonomy places the organism in Eukaryota, Viridiplantae, Streptophyta, Magnoliopsida, Poales, Poaceae. Gene Ontology annotation, cellular component: trans-Golgi network; endosome; cytoplasm. The transcript has 7 exons. The coding region runs from base 474 to 1769 and encodes 431 amino acids. The record is from RefSeq and is a predicted model, not a curated record.
GUUUGUUCUGUUUGGCUUGGAGUGAAGACUAGAAUAAGGAAUUGCCACAUAACUACUGAAGUCAAGUCAGCACAAAGUAUGGUUCUACCCGUCAUGUUCUGGCUCAUAAAUAUUUAAUGGGUAUGGAAUAAUGUUAAAUAGAAGUGUCCCAAUUUUCUUAGAUAAAUCUUUGCUGCAUCACUUGUAUUUUCAGUUUCAGUUGGACCUAUAGAUUGUGUUAUGCUAAAUGCAUGGAAUUGAAUUGUAUAUACAAUGCUUAUUUGAAUUUCUACCAAAUUAUAUCUUAUACUGACAUCAGUGCUACUACUCAAGGAUUCUGUUGUAAAUGACUUGUGGAGAACUGCAGAUUCAGAUGGUUGGAGAGCAUCUUCUGCACCACGCACCUAUUGGCCUCCCCCACCAACUGAAUCUGAGAGCAAUGGGUACUUGCGUGUCCGGUGCAAUGGUGGCUUGACCCAACAGCGCAGUGCUGUAUGAUUAAUAUAAGAAACUUUUUCUCUAAAAUAUGUAAUGCUGUUGUUGCAGCACGAAUCUUGAAUGCUACACUAGUGCUGCCAGAGUUAGACGCAAAUUCAUUCUGGGAUGAUGAGAGUGGUUUUGUAGAUAUAUAUGAUGUUCCCCACUUCAUCAAGACAUUGAAAUAUGAUGUUCGAAUUGUUAUGAGCGUUCCAAAAAUAACUGCACAAGGAAAGACCAAGAAGCUCAGAGCAUAUAAGAUUGACCCACCUAGAGAUGCACCAGUUACUUGGUACAGAACAACCGCGCUGGAGAAGAUAAGGAAGUAUGGUGCGAUAUAUUUAACUCCAUUUUCGCACCGUUUGGCAGAAAAAAUUGAUGAUCCAGAGCUCCAGAGAUUGAGAUGCAGGGUGAAUUAUCAUGCACUACGAUUUAAGGCAAAUAUCAUGAAAACAAGCAGUGAUAUAGCAAAUAAGCUCCGUUCAGAAGGCCAUUUCAUGUCAAUUCAUCUUCGGUUUGAGCUGGAUAUGCUUGCAUAUGCCGGGUGCUUCGACAUAUUCACACCUAAAGAACAGGAAAUCCUGUUGAAGUAUCGUAAAGAACAUUUUCCAGAAAAGAUAUUAGUCCCCAGGGAAAGAAGGCUUAUUGGAAAGUGCCCUUUAACUCCAGAAGAGGUAGGUCUUAUUCUACGUGCUAUGGGAUUUGAUAACACAACAUGGAUUUACCUUGCUUCUGGCAAGAUCUUUGGUGGAAAACGAUUCAUGAAGCCAUUCAGGGCUAUGUUUCCACGUCUAGAAAACCAUAGUAUGGUCGGAACUGGAAAGCUGGAAGAAAAUGCCCGAGGGCUAGCGGGGUCAGCAGUUGAUUACAUGGUCUGUCUCCUGUCAGACAUUUUUAUACCCACAUAUGAUGGCCCGAGCAACUUUGCAAACAAUCUCAUGGGCCAUCGCCUAUACUAUGGUUUCCAAACCACAAUCACACCAAACAGGAUGGCCCUUGCUCCGAUAUUCAUGGAUAGGGAGGAAGGUCAUGCAUCUGGAUUUGAGAAGAGGGUCAGGCAGGUCAUGUUCAACACCUAUUUUGGCGCCCCCCACAAGCGCAUCCAUCCAGAGUCUUUCUACACAAAUUCAUGGCCGGAGUGCUUCUGCCAGACAAAAGCUAGGAAUCAUGCUGACCAUUGCCCACCCGACAAUGUAAAUGAUGUCCUUGAAAGUCAGUUUCAGAAUAAAGAAGAUAUAGGAGUGGAAGCUAAUAAUCAAACUGACUUCACCAGCCAAACCGAAGAGUUGGCUGGUGGACAUGAGUUGUCUUGAUGAUGAGCAGAAAGCAUAUGUGAGUGCAAUGUAUAAGGAAAUUUCGGUAGCAUGGAUAGCUGGGUUUGGGGGUGGGGCCUUGGGUGACAGUGGAAGUGUAUGAUGAAGCUUGAGGUAAGGUUUUGUUCACUCGCAAUUGUUGUUUUUACAUGCUAGUAGUAUUUUUUCCAUCAGUAUGAGCUUGUUUUCAUAAGUUGCAUUUAGACUUGUAUGGAUUGAUGACUGCUUGAAACAAGGUUGGAUAGCAUAUUUAUCCUGUAUGUUUCUAGACAUGUAUCAGUAGUCCUUUUCUCUUCUUUUCUGCACCUGUAAGUUUAUGGACCUGAAUACUAUCCUAGUAUUAGCAAUGGGGCACAUUUUAACAUGAAUAUUACUGCUAGAUGGGAAAAGGACUAGGAUAUUAUUUUGAAUAUUCAAUGUUCCAGUCAUUACAUUGACCAUGACCUCAGAUGUUAAUUAUUUAUUUUGCUGAUAAGCAUGUACAGAACAUAACCUGGUGCUUGUAGGAGGCUGCCAGGUUCAAGGUUGCACCAUGAUCUCAGAUAGUGUCUCAGUGACUACACCAAGUUUGAUAACUUCUCAAAGUGGCUCGGAGUGAGAUUGUGAGCGUGUGUAAUUUAGUUGAGUUUUGAUUUAUGUUGUUUAUAUCAGGCUGCUUGUUCAGCUAUAUCAUACAAUGACGGCACUUUAGAAUCACAGCAAAGUCGUUAAUGUUGGGUUGAUGGUUCAUUGACUGAUCAGCUGAUAGACUGAUUGUAAUGGGGAGACACGACACACAUAUGCAAUUAGAUAAUCCCUGUACUUCAGAUAAUGCAUGAGAACAUGAAUGAUGAGUCGAUGUUCCUUGCCUUGCAUAA